Pedinophyceae sp. YPF-701 is the source of this 687-nucleotide messenger RNA. Lineage: Eukaryota; Viridiplantae; Chlorophyta; Pedinophyceae. The record is from the annotation of a GenBank genome assembly.
AUGGAGGUCUCUGACGCCGCGGAGGCGUCCGAGGAGGCGCCGCCGGGCUUCCUGUACACCAAGUGCUUCUGCGAGGAGAACACGUACAAGCUCAUCGAGCAACUCGUCCGCGACGCCGUCUGCCCCGUGGACGAUCUGUACGCGGUGUUCCUCUCCUCGCCGCGGCGGCAGUUUCCGAUCCUCAAGCAGCGCGCCGGAGACGGCGACGUCAUCGUCUGGGACUACCACGUGCUGUGCGUGCAGCGCGGCGCGCGCGGCGCGGUCGUGUGGGACCUCGACACGGUCCUGCGGCCGUUCCCUGCGCCGUUCGAGCUGUACGGCAAAGAGGCGCUGCUGCUCACGGCGCCGCAGCUGAGGGCGUUCGACCGGCGCUUCCGCGUCGUGGCGGCGCGGAGCUUCCUCGACUGCUUCAGCUCCGACCGCCGGCACAUGCGCGCCGCGGACGGCAGCUGGACGAUGCCGCCGCCUGCGUGGGAUGUGCUGCAGGGUCCGCGCGCGCGGGCAGCCGGCGGUGACGCGCCGCCGGAGCACCGCCUGCCGCUGUACAUCGACGUCAGCUGGGAGGACGACGCGGGGCGCAGCGGGCAGCCCGCAGCGCUGCAGGAGGUGGUCGGCUGCGCGCUCGGCAGGGUCGUGGACGAGCGCGGGCUGUGGGAGCUGUUUCGCGGCGGGCGGAGCGAUGCGUAG